Messenger RNA from Rhodofomes roseus, 3444 nucleotides. RefSeq names its product P-loop containing nucleoside triphosphate hydrolase protein. Gene Ontology annotation, molecular function: RNA binding; 5'-3' RNA helicase activity. NCBI's taxonomy places the organism in Eukaryota, Fungi, Basidiomycota, Agaricomycetes, Polyporales, Fomitopsidaceae. The coding region runs from base 140 to 3187 and encodes 1015 amino acids. The transcript is spliced from 9 exons. The record is from RefSeq and is a predicted model, not a curated record.
UGUGGAGGACUUCUUCUUUAGAUCGACACGCGCGUGCAGCGUGCCUUUUUUUUCACUGCUCAAAGCAAGCUUAAAGGGCGCUCCGCGAUUCAAGCAUCCUGACCAACUUUCUGCGUUGCCUCCGCUUGGGCUUGUCCUCAUGGUCGUCGUUUGCCCACAACUCUUGUUGAACGGCGCCUGUGCAGACGGCGCCUGCGGCUACAGACACGAUGUUCAGAUUUGCAGGCCCUGUGGAGCCAUAUGUUACAACGCGACUUUCUAUCAGACCCACUGCGCUAGUCAGCGGCAUCACAAACGCGUCAAUGGGCUCCUCGACACUUUUCACUGCUCUGUUUGCCAGACCAACGUCUCCACGGUCGACGGGUGGGCUAUCCACGUCCGGGGCAAGAAACACAAUACUCUUGCUCGACAGCAAGGCGUUGACCCAGAUGUCCCGCCGGAAGAGGCCAGCACGCUCCCGGGCCACGUCUUCUGCAACGUGUGCAGCGUCGGCAUUCCGCAGCAACAUUGGAAUUCGCAUGUCAAUUCGCGGUCGCAUGGAAGAAAGAGUCUGGUCGCAUCGUACGAGGCCGCCUUCGAGGAAGCUGGCAAGAACAAACAUGGUAUUGACGUCUCACAUGAGGACGAUGGGUUGGACUUCGGGAUCGUCGACGUCGAAGAUGCUCUGCAAGGCGCCACUAUGACACUGACCGUUAGGAACACAGUUCCUACGUCGAGAGUGAGUCUCGUUGAUGCCAAGUUUUCCUCGCAAUCGCCGAGGUUCUCUGUAUCGUAUGACACUUCCGUCCCGCUGCUCUCAUGCAGCAGAAGCAUCAACAUCUCUGUUGUGCUCCGACAGCAGUACCGCGGACACUACGAUGACCGUCUCGAGAUGGUUUUCGAAGACACGUCGCUCAAGCAGCGCUUCGUCAUCAUCCGCCCGGUCAAGGCGAUAGUCGGCAGCCGCGCAGACUACGAGGCCCUGAAACCUAAGUCCCCGUACGUGCCGCGCAAGCGCACGCCGCGGACACCCGAGACCGACGUCGUACCCGGAGUGGCGCCGCCCUCAGUGAAGGCGGUCCCGUACGUCGGGCAGCUCCCGCACGCUCGCAUCCCACCCAACAUCGCGGGGGCUUUGUCGAGGGGCCAGGCGGUCCGUGCGACGAGCUACUUCCGGAACUCGAUCUUGCCAUCGCAGCUGAACAGCGAGACGCACGCGCGCUACUACAAGACGCUUCUGUGGGUGGAGGAGCAUAGGAUGGAGAAUGACUUGCAGAUGUAUGAUAUCACCGACACGAAGCUUACGCGGCACAAUCAGUACUACUAUCUCGCGGUUCCUGGCUUGGCCGAGAAUCGCCCCAGUGUCCUCGUCGGUGAUAUCAUCCUCGUCCAGCCAAGCGGUUCCGCCCCAGGACGCUGGUUCGAGGGCCACGUCCACUUCGUACGCAGGGACGAAGUCGGACUCUGCUUCCAUACCUCCUUCAGGCAGCAGUCCGCAGGCGACUUGUACACGGUGCGCUUCAAACUCAACCGUAUUCCGCUGCGUCGUCAGCAUCAGGCACUCGAUGCGGCCUUCCACCCAGAUCGCCUCCUGUUCCCUACUCAGACUAUCAUCCAAGGGACUCGCCCGUCGAGGUCAACUGUCCAGCCGCAUAUCUACAACAGACUCAUCGCGGGAAACGAAGCGCAGUUGCAGGCGGUGGCAUCCAUUGCUAGUCUCAGGCCGGGAUCCGCGCCGUUCGUCAUAUUUGGCCCGCCCGGCACCGGCAAGACGAUCACGAUGGUCGAGAGCAUUCGGCAGGUCCUCCGCCUCAACCCGCGGGCCUGUAUCCUCGUGUGCGCCCCUAGCAACAGCGCCGCCGACCUCGUCGUCUCGCGCCUCUCGAUUCUCGGGAACUCGCAGCUCUUCAGGUUUUACGCUCCCUUCCGAAACAAAGACCUCGUGCCGGACUCGAUAUUACCCUUCACCUACCGCACCGAGACGGGCCACUUCUCUGUGCCUCCCAUGGCCAUUGUCAAGCGAUACAGGGUCAUUGUAUCCACAUGUGUGUCUGCAUCGUUUGCGCACGGGAUCGGCAUGCCCCGUGGACACUUCACGCAUGUCUUCGUCGAUGAGGCUGGGCAGGCGACUGAACCGGAGGUGAUGAUUGCCAUCAAGACGAUGGCGGACAACGACACGAACGUCGUGCUGUCGGGUGAUCCAAAGCAACUUGGGCCAAUUAUUCGCUCUGCGGUUGCGCGUGAUCUAGGGCUGGAGAAGAGCUACAUCGAGAGGCUGAUGGCGCGUCCUGAGUACGAUGAGACGGCAGGCUACGGUGUCUCGGUAGUGAAACUCGUGAAGAACUUCCGGUCCCACGAAUCGAUCCUUAAGUUCCCGAACGAACGCUUCUACAGGGGCGAGCUGCAAGCUUGCGCAGAGACCAAAGUCACGCACGCGUAUAUCGGUUGCACAAUCCUUGCCAAUCCAGACUUCCCUGUCCUCAUUCACUCGAUUUCGGGCAAGGACGAUCGCGAGGCGUCUUCGCCGUCAUUCUUCAAUAUCGAUGAAGCUUCGCAGGUCAAGGCAUAUGUUCUAGCGCUCAAGGCCGACAGACGCUUCCGUACGAGCGAUGCUGACAUAGGUAUCAUCACCCCAUACCACGCGCAAUGCCUCAGGCUCCGCUCGAUUCUACGGCCCGUCGCGGAUGGGAUCAAAGUGGGAAGCGUCGAAGAAUUCCAAGGCCAAGUGAGAGCAUAUCUUCGGAUACACGCUGCAAAUAUUGCUAAUGCUUCCACAUUGCAGGAACGCAAAGUAAUCAUCGUCUCUACUGUACGAAGCAGCCGUGAGUUUGUGGAGUACGACCUGAAGCACACUCUUGGCUUCGUGGCGAACCCUCGUCGGUUCAAUGUCGCGGUCACUCGUGCUCAAGCAUUGCUGAUCGUCAUUGGCGACCCGGAUGUGCUCUCACUGGAUCCGCUAUGGCGCUCAUUCCUCAAUUAUGCUCAUGGCAGAGGGGGGUGGAAAGGGCCUCCGCCUUCUUGGGAUACCGGUGCGACCGUGGACCACACAGGCGGGUAUGACCAACGCCUGAAGGGGUCUGCCUUGGCGGAUAUGAACGAGUUCACCAGGCGCAUGGAAAUGAUGACUCUCAAUGGUGUCACGUCUGACUCGGCUGACGAUGAAGACAUCGAUGUGAACGUCGAUCGUCCAUGGCGCGAAGUCGAGUAGUUCAAGUAUUGCAAGGCCGUUCGAUCUGCUUCUUGUUUCCAUCUUGCUGAGACGAUGCCGGAAAUACAUAGUAUGGUUGCCAUCAAUUGACCAUUGCCUAAUGAAUGUCAAAAUUCGCGCAAUCUCCUUGUUCCGUACUAAGUAUAGUACCCGUAUACUUAGUACUGCGGUGACCCGUUUGUGGCCAUGGACUCUGCAUAAAAACUGAUUUGGGAUCGCCUGUUGAGGCAGACUGCCUGCACAUCUGUCCGCUGAUG